AUGGGCAAAUGCGGUGGUGGGAUGUGUCGCGAGGCUGGCGGCAAGGUCCAGCUUGAUGGCGCCUGGAGCUUUAAGGCCCAGCUAAACGCAUUGGGCUCUGUCAACCAGGAGGAGGACUUUAGCUUCCGGCAGAACUCCGUGAAGGAGGUCACAGACAGAGGCCGUGCAGAGGGCAUCUCCCGACUGGAGAAGAUCCUGCAGGAAAGCGCUGGGGCUCUGCCAACCACAUCGAAGAAGCGAAAGGCCUUACCUGCUGGCAAUGAGGAUGACCAGAAGAUCGCUAAGGCGAUGCAUGCUGCAGAGGCUGAGCUUCGCAAAAACGUCCUGGCACUCCUCACACCGCUCCGUGACCUAGAGCAGGUGGCGGGGCAGCCCGAAAGUGACACAGCCGUUCUCGCCAUCUUCCGACAGCUUCGGCGGCUGAACAUCACAACAGACUGUUUGAAAGCUACCCGGGUCGCUCUGGAGCUCAACAAGCCAUGCUGGCGGGGCAGCAAGGCUGCCGCCCCGGUGCGUGAUGCAGCAACCUCUCUGAUCAAGAGCUGGAGGAGCAUGUACAGGGCGGAGCACGGCCAGAGCUCGGAGUCCGAAGAGGCGACCCGAGCGCGGCAGCUGCGGCUUCUGGCCGUCGACCUCGAGGACCAAGUCUUCAACCAAUGCCACAAGAUGGACCACUACUGCCGUGCAAUCGAGUCGCUGAGCCAGGACCUUGGCAGCCAAGACAUUUGCCAAAGUCUCGUUCAAGGACGCACUUCCGGACAGGACCUCGUGUCCAAGACAAUGGGGCUGCCGCUGCGAUCAGAGGGGAAUUCGCAGGUCCACGUCCUGGACUAG
Messenger RNA from Symbiodinium sp. CCMP2592, 834 nucleotides. NCBI's taxonomy places the organism in Eukaryota, Dinophyceae, Suessiales, Symbiodiniaceae. The record is from the annotation of a GenBank genome assembly.